AUGUCGUCGCAAAUAGUGGCAACCUCGCCGUCACCGACUGAGGGUGGCCACACCGCAUCCAUCAAAGCCGCCAAAUUCAUCUCCCCCAACUCGAUCGUCUCGGCGGGACUUGAUCGCACGGUUCGUUUGUGGAAAUACACGCAAAGCGAGAAUGGCUUCGAAGGAAUUAUCGCUCCUCAACUAGAGCUGUACGGGCACAAGCUUGCCAUCAAUUCGCUCGCGGUCCAUGCACCUUCGAACCGCAUUCUAUCCGCAUCGUCAGAUCACACCGUUGGUCUCUGGUCAACCAAGAAAUCUGAUGCUCCAGCUGCUCCGGAGAACCUACUUCCAUCGGCCGUCGCCAAGAGCUCUAAACGAAGAAAGUUAAACUCUUCUGUGAGCACCCCUCAGCGUGGACCUGUUGCCCUUCUCUCUGCCCACAGUGCACCCGUGUCGGCCGCCAUUUUCGAUGCUAAGGACUCCACUGUCGGAUACUCGACGUCUUGGGAUCAUUCCCUGCGCACGUGGGAUCUUGUCACUGCUGCUUUGGUUGAUACCCGCACGACAUCCCACUCCCUUCUCUCCCUCGAGCACCUCCCUGAACAUCACCUCCUCGCUACGGGUUCGUCGGCCCGCCACAUCACCCUCAUCGAUCCUCGAGCUUCGGCGACUACCAUCGCGGCGAUGACGCUGCGCGGCCACACCAACGCUGUCGUUUCGCUGGCUCGUGAUCCCAACAGCUCGUACGGUCUGAUCAGUGGUAGCCACGACGGCACGUGCCGCAUCUGGGAUAUCCGGUCAACCAAGACCGAUAAAGACGGCGUUGUGGGAGAAAGCGUCUACUCGAUUGCUCGCAAGAGUUUGGAAGAGGGAGGCAAGGCCGAUGCCAAGCGCGUUGGUGGCGAAGGAGUCAAGGUUUUCGGCGUGUGUUGGGACAAGUCGGUGGGUAUUGUCAGUGCCGGUGAGGAUAAGAGGAUCCAGAUCAACCGUGGAGAGGGUGUCUUGUCUUCCGCAUGA
Messenger RNA from Aspergillus melleus, 996 nucleotides. Its product is annotated as ribosome biogenesis protein ytm1. Gene Ontology annotation, cellular component: preribosome, large subunit precursor. The record is from RefSeq and is a predicted model, not a curated record. Gene Ontology annotation, molecular function: protein binding. Bases 1 to 996 code for a protein of 331 amino acids. Lineage: Eukaryota; Fungi; Ascomycota; Eurotiomycetes; Eurotiales; Aspergillaceae. The transcript has a single exon.